ACUUAACCAUGAAAACAUAUGAUAGACUCACAAAACUUGUCGAUCAUAUUGAAAACUUUUCGAUCACUUUGUUAGAGGUAGCUCCGAAUCUGUAUUCAGAGCGUUUGGUUAUACACCAUCUUAAUAAGUAGAAACAAUCGACGCCUCUUCUCUCUCAACCCUCCGACGCUCCACUCCUCCACAGCUCUCCUGCUUCGCAUCUCCGGCGCCACCCUCCUACACCUUCGCAUCUCCGUCGCUACCCUCCGGCGCCACCGUCGCAUAGCAGAUGUCGCUCCAGGCUGUUUAGAAACCACCCAAGAAACAUGGAUUUGCAAGGAAUCGAUCAACUUCCGAUGCGGAUUUUUCAGCUGUGUGCCAUUCAUAUGUAUGAAUAAUUCAGACCCUGAAGAAUUCCUAGGAACUUUAUACAUUAAAGAAAGUUCAAUGCGAAAAUCAAUUUCCCAAGCUCUUGUCUUUCUAUAACCCUAGCUAAAGAUGGCGUUAUUACUCCGUUUCUCUCGAUCUUCUCGUUAUCUUCAACCCUUGCAUCAGCAUAUCUCACUCACACUCUCUCAAUCCAUUUCCCCUCAUCUAACAAAUCCCCCACCUCCAAAACCUAGUUUAAACCACUAUUACUCUGACCACAGACAAAAUCACGAAUUUUACAUUCCUAAUUUUGAUAACUCCAAGUUUAAAUACUUUGAUUUGAUUAGAUUAGGCCAGAGUUGUGGCAUUUCCACGUCUUCGCAUAGUUUAAGGGAUGAAGAAGAAAAGGCAAAACGUGAUGAGGAGUUGAAGAACAACAAGGGUUCUUCUUCUUCUUCUUCUUCUGUAUCUUGGAUUGAUUUGUAUUUGCCUGAAAAGAUUCGGCCCUAUGCACAUCUUGCUCGGCUGGAUAAGCCUAUUGGGACUUGGUUACUAGCCUGGCCAUGUAUGUGGUCAAUCACAUUAGCAGCCUCCCCUGGAAACCUUCCUGAUAUGAAGAUGUUGACACUAUUUGGUUGUGGAGCUUUUCUAUUAAGGGGUGCUGGAUGUACUAUCAAUGAUCUGCUUGAUCGAGAUAUUGAUACAAAGGUGGAACGAACGAAGUCAAGGCCAAUUGCAAGUGGUGCAUUAACACCAUUUCAAGGGGUUUCUUUUCUUGGUUUUCAAUUGCUUUUGGGUCUUGGUAUCCUUCUUCAGCUUAACAACUAUAGCCGCAUAUUGGGUGCUUCAUCAUUGCUACUUGUCUUUUCGUAUCCCCUUAUGAAAAGGAUUACAUUUUGGCCUCAAGCAUAUCUUGGUUUAACUUUUAAUUGGGGAGCCUUACUAGGAUGGUCUGCCAUUAGAGGAAGCCUAGAUCCUGCUGUUGUUUUGCCUCUGUAUCUUUCUGGUGUGUUUUGGACACUUGUCUACGAUACAAUAUACGCCCAUCAGGAUAAAGAAGAUGAUAAGUUAGUUGGAGUUAAGUCUACAGCCUUGAGAUUUGGGGAUUCCACAAAGAAAUGGGUAACUGGAUUCGGAGUUGCUUGCAUUUGUAGCCUUGCACUCAGUGGCUUCAAUGCAAAUCUUGGAUGGCCAUAUUAUGUGUUUUUGACAGGGGCAUCAAGCCAGUUAGCAUGGCAAAUUUGGACAGUAGACACGUCAUCUGGAGCCGAUUGCAGUAGAAAAUUUGUGUCAAACAAGUGGUUUGGAGCUAUUGUGUUUGGUGGCAUUCUGGUGGGCAGAUUAUCGUCAUAAUGAUAAUGUUCUUUUGAGCUUCUUAUGGCGAAAGAUUUUUGAAAAUAUUUGUUAUUUAUAGGCCCAUUUAUAUUAGAUACAUUCAAAGUAAACUGUAAAAGUGAAACCACAUAUAAAAGAUGUGGAAUUUUCUGUUAGUUUGAAGGAACGACAAUGUAAUAGAGGAGUAUGGAGAAAUGAAAAGAAAGAAAUGGAAUUUAUUCUAUUUCUCUUGUUUGUAUAACAUAAGGAAUGCAGAAAUUAGAAAUAAAAGUGAUUCCCUUUCCCAGUU
Lactuca sativa (garden lettuce) is the source of this 1972-nucleotide messenger RNA. RefSeq names its product polyprenyltransferase 1 (gene PPT1). Gene Ontology annotation, cellular component: mitochondrial inner membrane. Gene Ontology annotation, molecular function: 4-hydroxybenzoate polyprenyltransferase activity. Gene Ontology annotation, biological process: ubiquinone biosynthetic process. The record is from RefSeq and is a predicted model, not a curated record. NCBI's taxonomy places the organism in Eukaryota, Viridiplantae, Streptophyta, Magnoliopsida, Asterales, Asteraceae.